Lactuca sativa (garden lettuce) is the source of this 753-nucleotide messenger RNA. Its product is annotated as zinc-ribbon domain protein. NCBI's taxonomy places the organism in Eukaryota, Viridiplantae, Streptophyta, Magnoliopsida, Asterales, Asteraceae. The record is from RefSeq and is a predicted model, not a curated record.
ACAUAGAUAGUAAAAAUAAAUUGAAUGGAGUUUACCCUGCUUUUGGUAGAACCCUCCGGAAACCUCCAAUUUGAGUCGGAAACCUCCAAUUUGAGUCUUUAUAAAUCUAAACUCAUGCUCACAGCAUAUAAUUGCAACGCGAUUUCCUCACAUAUGCAGCAUGUUUUUAUUCUUCGUAGGAGGAGUUACUCGAGAGGUCCGUCAGGUGCUGAAGCAAGAAGCGGGAAGGUGUAUCAAUUGCCGGUCACCGGCGGAUCUUGUGGACACCAAUAACGUCUUAAAACUCUUUUUCGUCCCGGUUUGGCGGUGGCCGGGAAAAGACCAACUCAUGCACUGCAACAAUUGCGGCCUUUUCUAUCCGCCGUCGUUAUCCCCGAUUUCUUCCGACUUUCGGCCAUCGGAAAGCCUCCGAUGUCAAUUCUGCGCACGGGAGGUCGAUUCUGAUUUCAGGUUUUGCCCCUUUUGUGGCUCUGCUCUCUGAGUUAAUUGAAGCUGGUAAUCGAAAUUAGUCAUAUCAAUAAGCAAUUUAUUUGCCUUGACGAAUGCUCAGUUUGUAUAAUCUGUUAGCAUGUAGUAUUUCAUCGACAUGUAGGUGGAUCGAUCGGGUGUUCUUCGAGUUUGAAUUGGCAGUAGAGCCCUAGUUUUCGUCAUAUUGAUCCACACCAAACAAAAUCCCCAAUAAAAAUGUACAAAACUAGGAAUCUUCUGUUGGAUGAUUCGAAAAUACAUUUUGAAUGAUGACACUGAACGAAA